This is a messenger RNA of Ipomoea triloba (trilobed morning glory), 1061 nucleotides long. RefSeq lists its product as uncharacterized. NCBI's taxonomy places the organism in Eukaryota, Viridiplantae, Streptophyta, Magnoliopsida, Solanales, Convolvulaceae. The transcript has 9 exons. The record is from RefSeq and is a predicted model, not a curated record. The coding region runs from base 7 to 933 and encodes 308 amino acids. Gene Ontology annotation, cellular component: chloroplast.
AAAGCUAUGGCGGGCUCAGCUUCAUCAUCUCUCUCCCUACUGUGUCAUCUGCAUUGCUCCAUGUACAGGAACUGUAACAAGAAUCCCUCUUUUUUGCUCUCAGGUGGAGAAGCUCGGAAGCUUUCUUCUCUCACUUGCUUUGCUUCCAAGAAGAAACUGGGUUUCAUGGACCAAAUUCUUGACUAUAUUGAAGGGGGUCCAAAGUUAAGGAAAUGGUAUGGGGCACCUGACCCCUUCACCAAAGAUGAAUCUUUGCGGGUGGAAGAUGAGGCUUCAGAAGCAGACGAAGAUCAAGUUCGGGAUGCAGUUUUAGUAACUGACGGGGAUAAUGAGAUUGGUCAGAUGAUUAUAUUGUCAUUGAUAAUCAAAAGAACUAGCGUAAAAGUGCUAGUGAAGGAUAAGAAGGCUGCUAUGGAGGCCUUUGGCACUUAUGUUGAGCCAAUAGCCGGAGAUGUCAAGAAUAAGUCAUUUUUAAAGAAAGCACUCAAAGGUGUUCGUGCGGUCAUAUGCCCAAAUGAAGGUUUUGUAUCUAACAUUGAUAGUUGGAAGGGUUUGCAACACGUGAUCCUAUUAUCCCAGCUAUCUGUUUAUAGAGGUUCUAGUGGUAUCCAAGCAAUGCUGAGUGGCAAUGCAAGAAAACUGGCAGAGCAAGAUGAAACGGUGGUUUUGGCCUCGGGAAUCCCUUACACCAUAAUUAGAACUGGCUCAUUGACAAACACUCCGGGUGGGCAGCAAGGUUUCAGCUUUGAAGAGGGUAGCGCUGGACGAGGGAGUCUUAGCAAGGAAGAUGCCGCCUUCAUAUGUGUAGAGGCUCUGAACACAGUGCCACAAACUGGACUUAUAUUUGAGGUGGUUAAUGACAAAGAGAAGGUUUUGGAUUGGAAGAAGUGUUUUGCAGACCUAAUGGAGAAAUCAGGGAACCAGCCUGUAUGAGUGGACAAAGAAUUGAUGUGUCCUAGUAUAUUUUUGUAUCAUAUUACAAAUGCAAUCACUGAACUUCAUAAUGAAUGUUAUUGUCUCCUCCAUCUAAUAAUAAUACCAACAUACCUUAUUAAAUUAUA